GCGGUUUAGUCCAAAUUUUCUGAAGAAACUCAAUCACUUUAAAAAAAAAAGUAUAUACUAUCAAUCAGAGGGCAAAAGGCGUGCAGUAGAUUGUGUUUCAGCGAAGUUUUGAUAAUUUAGAUAAUUUAGAAGCCUUAGAAAUUUGUGUAUGAAAUAAGAUACAGUAGGCUUUAUAGGGUUAAAUGAUUCAUAAUGCUACAGCUGAAAGACUAUUCAAAUGAUUUGCCUUUAAUUGUUUAGAGUUUCUAAACCAUGUUACAACCAUGUUUCUACAAAUCUGUUCACACAGGACAAAUGUAUUUCUAAUAGCCUUUCCUUAUUGCUUCAGUGAUUCAGCUUUUCAUUAUGCUGAUAAAUGGCUUGUGGAUUUUUAUGGCAGAUGCUCCAGUGUAAUGUCUGUUGCAAGCUGAUGUCAGUGUCCCUUGAAAACAAACAUGAGAUCACUAUGGAAAUACCAUCAGACAAGCAGAGGAAAGUCAUUUGUUAAUUACUGCAAUAAUAUUUUUGCCCACUUGAAUCACUGUGCAGUUCAUGGCCCGUAAAACUUCGGCUCUUGUACCACACCUGCGACAACAACACCUGCUAUUUUCAUGCAGUAUGCACAAUAUGCAGAACACCCUAAAUACAUUUGAAGAAUGCAUGGCAUUUAAAAAAAUAUAAUAACGCACAGUUGGCCGUCGCAUGUGGGAAAAAUUUGCCAAGAAUGAAGCUCAUAGUCUUGGUAUCCUUGGGGAAAAGAGAACAGCAAUAAAGCAAAAUACACACACUCACACACACAAAACAAACAGACUCAACUAGCUGGGCAGCAGUGAGGCGUAUUGUAAGGACGUAUCCCAGAAAGCCUGUCUCGUCAUCACAGACGUAUGGCCCGGUCCAACUCUUGUCAUGCUGUUUACGUAAACACAACGUUUCAAUUCUGCCAUUCACAGCACCUUCUGCAAACAGAAUCUGUCAAGCUGUAAACAUGGAGUGACAAAAAGUGUGGCGUCCACUCUGACGCACAACAGUAAAUCCUCCGCAAGAGUUCAAGAGUGCCAAUAGCCAAUGUAGUACUCUUUUAAUUUAUCCUAUGUAAAUUGAAAACAUAUUAGACUUUUGUUUAUCUGAAACUCUGUUGGCAAUGAUUUUCUUCUCCUGCACUGAAUUGCCGGGUUUGACCUCGUCUUAUUCUUUCUCUAAACAUUAAGUCAUGGCCUGCUUAGGCCAUUAUCAUGCAAACUGAUGUCAUUGCUACUAUAGAUGACAUCGAUAAAUUGUUUAAGCAUCCAGUCUAGCCCGACAAAGCAAUUGACUGGACCAAUGGUGUGAGUUUGACCACUGAGGCAUGGGGAGAUAUGAUCAGGAAAAAUGUCAGCAUUAAGACAUACAUUAUAAUUACUGUUGCUAUCCACUUUGUGCUGUAGACAUGAAUGAUACCUCACAUUGUGCAGCUUGUUAAGGAGAGGGGUGUUCUGUUGCUCUGUUACUUUUUUAAGUGAUGAGACUGUUCCUGAAAGUCUUUUUCACCUGACAGAUAAUGAAAAAUCCUAUUGGCCUACAUUGUAGGAAAGAUUUGAGUCUUGAGACUGGAAUAUCUUGGGGGUGAUUUUAUAGUAUGUAAUCACCGGUCCCACUUUAUAUUAAGUGUCUUUAACUACUAUGUACUAAUAUUUAAAUUAAUAAUUUGAAACAAUGCACUUAUUGUGUACAUAUGUUUUUACAUUGUACUUAUAUUUAAAAAAAUAUAUAGUCUGCAUGUAAUUACAAUUGUAAUUAAUUUCUGUAAUGACAUCUAUAAUUACACUGUUGACACUUCCUUUCACCUUAACCCACAAUUAAACUUAACCAGACCACCAAAUCUGUCACUAACCUUAUGCAUAAUUUUAAUACAUAUGUAACUAAUCCUAAACCAUACCCUUUCCUAGAGUAUGAGUAUAUAAUUAAUAUUGUGAAUAAUAUUUAACUGUGCAUGUUCAUUUCCUCUGUUUUUACAUUUAGAUUUCCUUUGUGUCAUCUAACACAAAUUAAAAAAAAAAAACCUUUAAAAAUACAUUUCACUACUUUUAUACUUUAAAACAAAAAUAACACUGUUAAAUGUAACCUUUAUCAAAUUCCAAAGUGAAUAUACUUUUCAUACUGUACAUUUAUAAUGAUGUGAUGCCUAAAUUAACUUGUAGCAUUUAAGUGCUACAGGUGUUUCAUUUGUUUAACAAAAUAGUAUAGAAUUUGAAUUUUGGUUAUUAUAAGCUAAAAAAAAAAAAUAUUAUCGGCUUAUUGGUAUCUGUAACAGUGAGCUGUAGUAGAAUUCAAAUAUGCUGCAUGACUGUAACGGUGUGUGACCGCAGAAGGAAGAAGACAGGAGAAGCAGGUUUCCAAAAGAACUCAAAAAGGUUUAAUAAUAACUCAAAGGGCAGGUAAACACCCAAAAUACAACAGUGACAGGACAAAGAGUGAACAAACCAAGGAAUACUUAUACACUUAAGACACAUCUGAAACAAGGACACUAAUCAAAUCAGAAACCAAGACAACUAACUAAUGGCGGGAAAACUAAACGGAGGACGUGACAAACAGAACAUGGUGCAAAAACAAACAGACAUGUAUAAAAUCCCUGUUGAACUCUUAUUUUGAAUUCGUUAGUGACAUCACAUGUGGGCGGAGUCAGGGACAUGCCCAAACAAGUUCAGUUAAAGACUGCUCUGCUGCUGCAACGAGACAGAUCAUAGUUUGUUUGAUGUGUGUGCGUUCUUGACAACAAACCACACACUUACACACAAACUGUAUCAAACCCAAACUGCUGGAUUAUUGGAAUAAAUCAAUGCUUGAGAACAGAAGCUGUCUUGAACUUUGCCUAUAAACCUUCUGAUCGAGGUUGAGGAUUAGAUGUUGGCAAGCCAGUGCAUCCACGCACAUACAUCUUUAACAAAGUGGUCCUUCGAGCCGGAUUCAACAUCUCAUCCUCAUGGCAGCAUCACAGGAUUACACUGAAGAACAACAGGGUCUCCGUCCUAGCAGGAUCCGUCGAAUUCCUGGACAUCUGGAGGACUUUGUACUUACUUCCCAACCACGGCAGCUCGUUCCACCCUCUUUGCAAGAGGAUUUACAGCAUAUGCAUAUUAGUGAGACUGUCUCUGCUACCGAUGUGGACUAUCGAACUUCUACUCCUGAGAGACGUUGGACUGAGCAAUAUGCUGAGACUACAAGGUUACGUAGAGUGGAGGAGUGUGUUUGGAACGUUCAAGAGCAAAUCAGGGAAUUACAAAGCACAUUACAAAUGUCUAUCGAGCAAGGCAAAGGUUCACCACGCAUGCAUCAGGACUACUACCAUGCCGCAGGUGCUGGACAUCAAAAGUCAGUCCCUCACUUAAGCAGUCAACAGCAGUCCAUCCAGCAACGUAGUGCCAGCUUGCCUCUUAUCUAUGCAGACACAAGACCAGGUUCUCAAAGCCCUGAUAACAUUGAAGUAUUAAAGUACUCUUCUCAAAUAAUACCUGCACGCUCAUCAACCACAGCAAUACCUCAGCUACAGAGUCAGCCUCCAGUCCAGCUGCCACAAGGGUUAUUACCUCAAUCUCAACAGCCCUUGUCUCGUCCAGCAUCUGUCCCUAUUACUGAACGUCAUGUAGCACGACAUGAGCCACGCCCAGAGUCUGCUCCAGCAGGUAUGAUACAUCAGCCAUACGUUUAUCAACAGACUGGUGAUCGUCAGCAGACAUAUCAGCCACAAGUCCCAUCCUUUGCACAACAACGUGUACCUCCAAUGACAUCAUCUACGUCUAUGGUGUACCGAACUGUACCUAGCAAACCACCAGUUUAUGCACCUUCGAUGACACCUGUGCAGAGCAACACUGUGAAUCCCAAUUACGUACAACCACAGUUCACACAGUCAUUUCCAGCAUUUGCUCCAGCACAGCCUCUGAUGUCUCAGUUCUCAGAACCUCCUGCACUGCAAUCUGUAAAUUAUUCAGAUCCCUACACACAGGGUUAUAGACCUACCAGACUCCUAGACGCAAUACCUCAGCCACAAUCAUAUUCUGCACCUUUCCCUUCCACUGUACAGCCAGUACAAGUUCCAAGCAUGGUGGAGAUGGCUAUCGCUUCCUCUUAUGGAAUACCUAAACCUAAGCUCAUUCAUUUCACCACUGGGAAGGAGAGUGAUUUUGCUCUGUUAAAAAAGGGACUUGAUGGCAUUCUGGGCCCACAUCUCCAUUUAACGGAGGACUAUAAAUUCCAAGUGUUACUUGAUCAUCUCAAAUUACCAGCUGCCUUUCAGAUAGCUAAGAGAUACAUGUAUGACCCCAUGCCUUAUACAAGAGCCAUGCAAGCUUUGCAACAGCGCUAUGGACAGCCCAGACAACUUGUACAGGGAGAGAUCGGCAACAUUCUCCGCACACCUCCACUGAAACCAGGAGAUGCUCAAGGUUUUGAGGACUUUGCAUUAUCAGUUAGUACUCUUGUUGGCCUCCUUAAUACAUUAGAGGGGUCUUCCAAGACAGAGCUUAUGUGUGGUUCCCAUGUCGACAGAUUGCUCACUAAGCUUCCAUCCUCUCAUAGAGAUAGCUUUGUUGAAUACUGUAUGACCAAGGGCAUUAUCCAGAAUGGGACUGAUAGAACCUACUCUCUUCCUGAGUUUGCAGAGUGGCUUGAGAGGAAAUCACAAGCGCUUCAGAUAUCAAGGAGAGCAGCUGAUCUCUACAGUCCAGAUAGACCUCGCUCUGAGAAUAGAGAACAGAAAACCCUGAAGCCACCGAAGAUACAGUCCACAAUCUACUAUGGCAUAGAUCAUGCGACAGAAAAGCCCUCUGCCUCAUCUACCUCGUCUUUCCAAACAAAGAAAGAGCAGACAAAAGUCAAGAAACGGGAAAGCUUUAAGCCGUACUGCCCCUUCUGCAAAUGCCAACAGCAUUACCUCAACUCUUGUCCUGAAUUUGGUAAACUGAAUGUUGCACAAAUAACAGCAUGGAUAAAGGACAACAACAGAUGCUGGAGAUGUGGUAGAGGUCAUGAGCCUGCAAACUGCACCUUAAAAAAGCCAUGUUCCAACUGUGGUGAACAACACUUGUCAAUUCUUCAUGAAACCGCAUCCAACAUCAACAAGAGCAUCCUUACUGUGAAUACAGUACCCCGCACAGUUUACCUCGAUCAAGAAACUCACUCUGGUAGAGUCAUGUUGAAAGUUGUUCAGGUCAGACUCCAUAGCAAAGGGAGAACAUUGGACACAUUUGCCAUUCUAGAUGAUGGGUCUGAAAGGACCAUAGUUCUCCCCACAGCAGUGCAUUACCUUGAUCUGGAGAAGGGUGCAUCAGUCUCAUUUGAAGUGUCUGCAUCUGUGAAUCCAAGCAUUCGUCACAAGAUACAUACUGCUUUUACUGCACAAGAGCUGAACAUUGCCAAACAAUCCUGCCCUGUGGACAUUUUAAAGCACAAGUUUGUACAUCUGAGAGACGUUCCCAUUAUUCCUUUCAAAGAUGUACAGCCUAUGCUCCUUAUCGGUUCUGAUUACCCAGAUCUCAUCACACCGAUAGCUCCAGUACUUAUGGGCCCAUUAGGUAGUCCUGUUGCAGUUAGUACAAGUUUGGGCUGGGCCAUCCAGGGUCCAACUACAUUCCUUGACCAGCCAUUGGACACUACUUGUCUGAACAUUUCGCUGUUCCACUCUUCCACACAAGAUCUGUCUCAUCAUGUUGAAAAGUUAUGGCAAGUAGACAUACUUCCCUUUCAGCCUGUGAAAGACAUGACACGAUCCAAGCAGGACAGAGAUGCUCUUCAAAUGCUGGAAACUAAAACAAAGAGAGUAGAAGUGGAUGGAGUCUCUCGCUAUGCAACUCCUCUUCUUCGCAAAGGGAAUGCAAAGGUCUUGCAUGCAGGUCCAGAAUCAGUCAUGGCUCUUCUAAGGGCCACUGAGCGCCGUUUGAAUCGAAAUUCAGAGCUUGCAGAAGUCUACAAGAAAGAAAUACAUAAACUGGAGCAGGCAGGGUAUGCAACAAAACUCACUCCUGAAGAGGCUACGAGUUCAGAUGAGUCAUGGUUUAUUCCCCACCACCUUGUGCAUCACAACAACAAAGCCAGGGUUGUGUUCAACUGUUCUUAUCAGUUCCACCAAGCUUCACUGAAUGAUCAGUUACUUCCAGGACCUACAUUGGGUCCAUCAUUGCUGGGAGUUCUUCUCAGAUUCAGACAAUAUCCUGUGGCCAUCAGUGGGGACAUUCGUUCAAUGUUUCACCAAGUGCGCCUCCUUCCAGAAGAUCAGCCUUUGUUACGUUUCUUGUGGAGAGAUCUGGAAAAGGAGAGAAAUCCUGACAUCUAUGAGUGGCGUGUUCUUCCAUUUGGGACCACAUGCAGUCCAUGCUGUGCCAUCUACGCCCUCCAGCGUCUUGUCAUGGACCAUCGCGAAGGCAAUGAAGAUAUAGUAGACUCAGUAUUGAAAUCCUUCUAUGUGGAUAACUGUUUGCAGUCCCUUUCCACAACUGAUGAGGCCAAACAGCUCAUAGACAAGAUGAGAGCUUUACUAUCUGCUGGGGGAUUUGAAAUACGACAAUGGGCCAGUAACUACCCAGAGGUAAUUGCUCAUCUACCAACUGAAGCAAGGUCGGAAAACUGUGAACUAUGGCUGACUGUAAACAAGACAGACCCACAAGAGUCUACACUCGGGCUCUCUUGGCACUGCACCUCUGACAAGCUUGGCUAUCGAAAUCGCCCACUACCCACAGAGGAGCCCACCAUGCGCAAUAUUUAUAGAGUGCUAGCCUCUCAAUAUGACCCUCUUGGUUAUAUUUUGCCUUAUACCACUCGAGCUAAAAUCUUUGUUCAAGCUCUGUGGAUAAACAAAAGAGGUUGGGAUGACUGCAUUGAAAAGGAGAUGCUUGGCAAAUGGCAAGAGUGGACCAAUGAACUGCAGUAUCUUCCCAUGGUAGGCAUGCCAAGGUGCUAUUUCCCAGUCUGUCCAGAACCUGACAAUGACAAGAUUGAGUUGCACGUGUUCUGUGAUGUUUCUGAGAGGGCUUACGGUUCAGUGGCAUAUCUGCGUCUCCAAGACAAGGAGGGAAGUAUUCAUACCUCAUUUGUUAUGGCUAGAUCCCGUGUUGCACCCAAAAAGCAACUAUCAAUGCCCCGACUGGAACUGUGUGGUGCCCUUACCGGAGCACAACUGGCUAGACUCCUCUUAACUGAAAUGACUCUACCCAUCAAUAACACUAUUCUCUGGACAGACUCCACUACAGUUCUCACUUGGAUCAAAUCUGAAUCCUGUCACUACAAGGUGUUUGUUGGCACACGGAUUGCCGAAAUACAGGAAUUGACCAGUGUAGAGAACUGGAGAUAUGUGGAAUCAGAUCUAAACCCUGCUGAUGAUAUUACAAGAGGGAAAUCUCUCUAUGAACUCUCUCAGGUAUGUCAGUGGAACCAGGGCCCUUACUUCCUCCAGCAGUCACCAGAAAACUGGCCCACACCACCUACCUUAUCAUCCACUGAUGAGAAUGAGCUAAGAAAAUCAUUUUUCUGUGCUCAUGUUGCUGUUCUUCACUCCUCCCUACCAGAUCCAGAGCAGCACCCAACAUGGUCAGACUUGGUUCAAACUACCUACCAGUCUGUACAUGGGGCCUUAGCACCCUCAAUGUCAGCCUCACAACGCAUUGAUACUGAACUGCUUCUUCUCAGACAAGCGCAGCAGGAUAGUUUCCCUGAUGAAUUCCAUGCACUUCAGAAUGGCAAGGUUAUACGUGCUAGCAGUAGGUUAAGUACUUUGUCACCUGAAUAUGAUCAAACCUUGGGAGUAAUUCGGGUCGGAGGUCGCCUUCGCAAAGCUGAGAAACUUGAUGUUGAUACCUUGCAUCCUAUUGUAUUAGCACCUGAUCACCCCAUCACUAAACUCAUAAUACAAGACUAUGACAACAGACUUCUUCAUCCUGGUCCUGAGCGUGUCUUUGCGGAGUUGCGAAGAACUUACUGGAUUAUCCGAGGCAGACAAGCCAUAAAGAAACUUCAACACCAGUGCAAAGAAUGCAGGAAAUGGCGCGGUAAUCCAGUCAACCCUAAAAUGGCUGAUCUCCCUGCUGCUCGUCUUCGCUUAUACCAACCUCCCUUCUGGUAAACUGGAGUCGAUUGCUUCGGACCUUUUACAGUAAAAAUGGGCAGAAGACAUGAAAAACGAUGGGGAAUCGUUUUCAAGUGUCUCACCACAAGGUGUAUCCACUUAGACCUCCUGCAUAAUAUGGAUACUGACUCCUUUCUCAUGGCUUUACGUCGCUUUGUUGCCCGAGGAGGCAAACCCUUUGAGUUAAUAUCCGACCAGGGUACAAAUUUCAGAGGUGGGAAUCGAGAACUCCAAGAAACCUUCUCUGCACUUGAGCCAGAAAUCAAAGAAAAACUGAGUGAACAGAGUAUUUCCUUUCAGUUUAAUCCUCCACAUGCACCUCAUUUCGGUGGAGCCUGGGAGCGUGAAAUACGCUCUAUUAAAUCCUGUCUUCAAGUAGUACUUAAGGAUCAAGUUGUAUCUGAGGAAGUACUGUCUACUAGGGUUGUGACGAGACUGGUAUCUCACGAGACGAGACGAGACUCGAGAUUGAGUUCACGAGACGAGACAAGAUGGCGAAAUACAUGACUAGAAAAAAUAUUCUC
Molecule: messenger RNA, 8592 nt
Organism: Megalobrama amblycephala (Wuchang bream)
Lineage: Eukaryota; Metazoa; Chordata; Actinopteri; Cypriniformes; Xenocyprididae
Exons: 2
Coding region: 2939-8065 (1708 amino acids)
Source: RefSeq, a predicted model, not a curated record